AUGGUCUUUUGCCAUGUUCGCCGAGGUUGCAGAUUGCUGGUGGCCAGGACCUGUGUUCAGCUGAGGCGCCGAUAUGUGGUUCCGGCUUUCACUCGCUCCUUCACGAGCGCUUCAAGCAGACUUGAAGUGCUUGAAGUGGACAGUUGCGUCCUGCGCUGGGCCGACCAGACACCGACCUCCGUGACCCUACGGGAUCUCUGCGAGAUUGGCUUAGACAGCCGGCGCCGUCGCGAGCACGGCAUCUUCCUUCACCGGGAGCUUCGGAUCCGCCUGGCGCAGAGGAUCCUGGAGCUGACAUCACUGCCGUACCGUUUGGGAGCGCGACGGGGUAUCCGGGACGUGAUCGAGUGGUAUACUCACUUCAUGCACCUGCUGGAGGACUCGCCUAGCCCAGCCACAGAGGAACUGGACGAGGAGUUUACAAAUUUGCUGACCCGCAUCUUCGAGGAGCACUCAGAAGUGAUCCAAGCGAUGGCCUUUGGGGUUCAAGAUUUGAUCUACGAGCUUCAAGAGGACUACGCUCAGGUGCAGGCCGAGGUCGAUGGAAUCCUACGCCGUUUCUUCACUGCUCGCAUUGGAAUGCGUUUCCUGAUCCAACACCAUAUCGAGUCCUUCAGGAAUCGUGAGGGCCACUCUGGGAUCCUGCAGCUUGAAUGCGAUCCCUCCAUCAUCGCGCAGAAGGCAGCCAAAGACAGCUCCAUGCUGUGCAGGGCCCACAAAGGGCAAGCUCCACCCAUCAAGAUCCACCACACGAACCCAAGCACAUUCACUUAUGUGCCGAUGCACUUGCAUUACAUGCUCGUGGAGGUGUUCAAAAACUCCUGCCGUGCCGUUGUCGAGCGCCACGCCGAUGGUUUCGACGACCUUUUACCGGCGAUCCACUGCCACAUUGUCCACGGCAAUGAAGAUGUGACGAUUCGCGUAAGCGACGAAGGCGGUGGCAUCUCCCGAGCGCACCUUCCCAAUAUCUGGAAGUUCAUGUACACCACUUCCAAAAAGUCGCCGUGGGCUGCGGCUAGGAGGGAAGAGGAAUUCCAGACAAAGCCCGGGGAUUCGGCCAGCAAUCCGCUGCAGCGUCCGAAACAGGGCGGCGUGCUUGCAGGGUUCGGCGUGGGCCUCACCCUGGGACGCCUUUAUGCGAAAUACUUCGGGGGCGACCUGAAGAUAUUGUCGCUGGAUGGCUUCGGAACCGAUGUGUUCCUGCAUCUCAACCGGUUGGGCACGGCGUGUGAAGACCUUCCACAGAACGUUCUCUACAGCCCAUCGAUGCGAGACUCAUCGGCACUGGAAGAGGCAGCACAGGAGACCCUUCUCAUCUCAGCUGAUGAGGAGGCUUUUCUGCGACGAGAGCUGCAAGCCUUCCGCCGGAGAGACGAGCCGCCUGACGCUCUCAAGAAAAAAGGCGAAUUGCUUUGCUUGGUCCAGCAAGCACCCCUGGCCUCUCCUCAUUUUAGCAGCCUCAAGGGCGGGGUGUGGGGCAGGGAGGGGGCGAGAGCGGAUCCCAUACGCUCAGAUAGAAAGAGGGAGGGGGACUUGACCAGUUCCGUCGUCCAAGCGCGCAGCCAGUCUCCGCAACGGCUGGCGCCGCAUGUGCCAGUGGCAGAAGAUCGGACAAGGUGCAUGCGGCAGCUGAGCAUCAUCAGAGAAGCUCUCAAGAGGUGGCCUUCAGAAUCCACCGAGAUGGCUCUGCAAGAGGCAGUGGAUUUUGUGCGGCGUUCCUCCUCGAACGAUGGUGAACCUUGGACCCCCAAGGAGCUACGGUGCUUUGGCUUGCGAAUGCUGGCGACGCAUGGCCUGGAAGCUGUCAGCUGGCCAGCAGGCGACUGGCUGGCCAUGCUGCGCAAGGCUUGCAAUGAGAUGGUAGUACCAGAGGCUACUGCUUCAGCGAUCAAGCCUCUGUCCAGGGACGCGGCGGUUCGAUUGGGCGAAGCAGCAUUCCAGCGCUUGGCUGCGCAGUUGGAAGUAGAGUUGGCAGAGCCACGGCCUGCCAAGGUCGAAAGAGUCUUUCCAGCACGCCCGGCAGUGACUGCACGGCGGAGCGUAGGCCCCGAGAGUACAAUGGCCUCAAGUGUGUCCCCCAGCAGCAUCUCCGCAAGCAGCGCACGGGAGCGGCACACGGCUUCUGCUUCUGGUCCAUACAUUCAGGACUCUCGAUUGAUGCAAACGCCUUUGCAUCUGGGACAGCCCUGGCCGACGGUGACGCCGCGCCGUUUGAAAGCCAGCCCUGGCCAGCUCCCGCGGCCCUGCCAUGGACUCGUGAACAGGAAUGGCGCUGGCGGAAUCUGGGCCCCUGCUGCGACAACUGUGCAGGCAGCUGGCUUCAGUCUGGAGGAGGAGUUCGCUCAGCUGCGGCAGGACAUGGCUGCGGAAAGGGCCGAACGCCAGGCCUUGGCCAGUCUUGUGGAGACCUUGCUCCAGGAAAGGCAGCCACCUCGCCGGCGCUGCAGCGUCGCAAGCCAUGGAGCACACGAUGGCUACGCACAAGAAACUGCCCAAGAGUGGAUGCCAAAUUUCGGAUCCUUGAUGGGGCAGGAGUGGGGCCAGUAUCGGCAGUAUAUCAUCAAGGAGGAGGAGGCUCAGACCGCGGACAUCGACACUUUGGAGAUGGGCCGGCCCUCUCCGUCAAGUCCCUCGAGUACAUUGCCUACGACAACCUUGGACCUGCCUCCCCCACCCGCCAACAGAACGGAUCUGAAGCUGUUUACGCAGGCUCAGGCAACAGAAGUUCAUGACAAAGUCCUUGCAGACACUCGGGCAGCGCUCGACCACCUGGAGAAGCAGCUGUGCUUGUCGGUGUCCCCUCAGACUACAACGGCACCUGUCACGACCUCCGGAUCACCGGGCUUCAACUUGGAAGACGGGGACAGACGUGAGUUGGACCUGCAUAACUCGGAUGCAGAUUUCUAUCGCCACAAGUGCUUGGAGUUGGCUGCAGAGGUGCAAAGGCGCGAGGAGGAGCUUGUCCAUCUGCGCCAAGCCCUGCAAGAGGCCGUUUCUCCGUUUUUCUCUGUGAAUUGCCAUGACUUGAUUUGCAGAAUUCGCAUCUUCAUAGGUCGCCCACAUGGAUGGUUCCAGUCUCCCAGUUCGUCGAUCAGAAUUGCCUUUGUUUCGAGGAGAACAAGUGGGGCCGUCAUGCUUCAAUACUCGGUUGCAGACGCGUUGGAGUACACAUUGGUUCACAAUGCCUUCAAGCAACUAGUCGAAGACCUGUUGGCAGCUCACCUGGCGGAGCUGCAAAUCUCAACAGAAGAGUUCACCACGUUCUGUGAAUACGGACUUUCUGGCAGCAACGAGCUCCACAGAAGUCUGGUGGAGCAGUUGAUCAGUGUCGACGACUUCCUUGUCUUCAAGGCCAUGAUGUUGAAGCGCAACUCCGAGCUUUCGAGAGAAGCGCUCAACCCUGUCGGUCAGAUUGUGGUGGCGGACGAUGCGGUCCCCGCCCCACCACAGACGGAGGAACUGGAGACGGAGGCAGAAAGGCUAGUGCGCCUCGAAGCUGAACAACGGUGUGUCGAGGCCGAGCUUCAGCUGGCCAUUGCCCUGUCCAGACAUUUGGAGAAGCGGCUGCAACUCAUUGAGGCACUGAAUGAGGUGCUCGAGAUGGCAGCUCAACUCAGCGCACAUGCCGAAAGCAUGUCCGCCCAGGCGGAGGCUGAAGCUGCACAGCAGGCAGCACUUGCUGCAGCGCAGAUGAUCCAGCAGCAGCAGGAGCAGUUCAGCUUACCGCCAACUCUCCAGAUUCAGCCUCUACUCGAUGGCGGCAUAGGAGCUUCACCCAUCACUCAGGAAGAAGAUCCAUAUGCGGAAGAGAGACGACGUUUGGAUGCAGCUGAGCAGCAGGAACGUGCUCAAAACGCGGUUGCACAGGCAAGCGCCGCCCGUCGGCAAGCGGAGCUGAACCGAAAUCCACAACAGCCCUCCGAGGAAGAGCGAAGAGCGAGGGCCGAGCAUCUGAGACAGCGGCGAGAAGCCCUCAUGGAAAAGAAGAGACUUGAAAGGGAGUCGGAGCUGAGUCGUUUCACCGAGCUGAACGGCCACUCCACAGCGGCUCGCGCUGCGGAGAGGGCAUGUGCAGGUCAGCCUGCCCUGCCAGAGGACGCAGGCAAGAAGCUUGCUGACGAACUACGAGGGAACGUGGAGCCGGAUGGGCCCCAGGCAAACCCUGAGGCACAAUUUUGCGGAAGGAAACUCCCGCUCGCCGUCUUGCUCGGUCUCUCUCUCUCCCUCUCUCACUCUCUCUCCGUCUCCAUGUUGUGUGCGGUCUGGUUCUUGGCCUGUCUAUCCGCGGUGACCUCUUAG
Messenger RNA from Symbiodinium sp. CCMP2456, 4299 nucleotides. Lineage: Eukaryota; Dinophyceae; Suessiales; Symbiodiniaceae. The record is from the annotation of a GenBank genome assembly.